This is a messenger RNA of Nymphalis io (European peacock), 827 nucleotides long. It is a transcript of the gene PIG-F, whose product is annotated as phosphatidylinositol-glycan biosynthesis class F protein. Gene Ontology annotation, biological process: GPI anchor biosynthetic process. Bases 67 to 777 code for a protein of 236 amino acids. NCBI's taxonomy places the organism in Eukaryota, Metazoa, Arthropoda, Insecta, Lepidoptera, Nymphalidae. The record is from RefSeq and is a predicted model, not a curated record. Gene Ontology annotation, cellular component: endoplasmic reticulum membrane. The transcript has a single exon.
UUGACAUUGACACACGAGUUAAAACAAUUAUAAAGUAAGAUUUCAAAGAAUAUCGCUACUAAAACUAUGUUUUCAUUAAACAAUCACUUAGAAUUAAGAAGAGUGACUAUAUCCAGUUUAGUGACGUGCAUUUAUUUACCUAGUAUUGUGACUGUUAUAUCAUACAAAGGAUUAUUAUACUCGGUGGGAAAUGCUUCUUCGCUCUACGUGUUAGUACUUAUAUUUGUCGCCGAAUUAAUUAAAUCAUUUUACUUGAACUCUAAUAAUGAUCUUCAAGUUAAAAAAAAAGCAAGCAAAAGUCGAGUUAGUGAAAUUGUUAAAUCAAUUAUUUUUCUACUGGGAGUAAAGUUUUGCUUCUUCGUCGGAAUCAUAUUAUUCGGAGCCCCAGUCUUAGAAUACCAUGAGGAAACAUUAAUCUUAUCGAGUUUAUUAACACUCUUAACUGUAUUCCCCCUGAUAGCUCACACGGGGAUGGAACUAGCGGUACAAUUAUUGUUUGGUGUGAAAAACUUCUCCCGGGACACUAUAAUAGCCAUGUUAGUGAACAACGCUUUAUUGACAGUAUGCGGGGCGUGGCUCGGCGCGGUUGUUAUUCCCUUGGAUUGGAAUACACCCUGGCAACAAUGGCCAAUACCAUGUUAUCUUGGAGCAAUUGGCGGCUACCUCCUGUCUAAUGUUCUAACUGUGACUAAAGUUACCUUGAUGUCAGCGGCUAAUAAACAUCCAUUCCUUAACAUUUUUGUGAAUAUGAUGAAUAGACUACAUAUUUCUAAGUAAUUUUAGAUAUAGAAUGAAAAGUAUUAUUGCAUUUGUUUUAAUUUAAUUAA